Molecule: messenger RNA, 1805 nt
Organism: Somion occarium
Lineage: Eukaryota; Fungi; Basidiomycota; Agaricomycetes; Polyporales; Cerrenaceae
Source: the annotation of a GenBank genome assembly
UUUGAAUUUCUACGCGAAGAAACGGAGGAUGACAAGGUCUUCGGAAUGGUUUGAUGGGAAAGCGGAUCACCAACAGCACCAUGAGCUUUGAGCCAGUAUGACUGCAUUGUUCCCCUUCGGCCUGCCGCCUGCCUUCGUUCGCUACCCGCGCCCUUCUUCUCCACUAUAACAACCGUUCCAAGAUAAUCAGUCUCGGAUCUCCCUUGCACAGCGCGAGUUGAAGAGUGGAUUGCCUUGAUAUAGAGCAAGGGAUCCUUUUCGGUCGGAUUCGUAUCGGGCACCAACUUAUCAAGCUGUUACGGUCGCAGCUAACGGGGAAGUGUGAAUACGUGAUCAACUUUUGGACUCCUCAAAAGCGCCCAUACAUGCCGUUAUAAUAUCUAGAGAUCGGCCUUUGCUACUGCGCUUCCUUGCUCACUCUAGGUCAUUUUCUUACGACGCCACAGAAGACGAGACGAUGUCAAGCCCAGAGCUGCCACCGGUUCCACCCAUCAUCGCCCAGCUCACUGGGCCUUUGUUGCUUGGCCACUUCUUCAACUGGGGAUUGUUUGGAGCCCUCACUGUCCAAGUUUACAUCUAUUACCUCGCGUUUCCUAACGACCGACCGAUACCGAAAACUCUGGUGGCUUUCACUUAUGCAAUUGAGCUACUUCAGACUGUUUUAUCGACACGAGAUGCGUUUCGAAAUUUCGGCAGUGGAUGGGGAAAUAUGAUCGAAUUGGAUGCUGUUGGAUGGUUGUGGUUCAGUGUCCCAGUUUUGGGUAGCAUUAUUAGUUGCACCAGCCAACUCUUCUACGCAUGGCGCAUAUGGAUUCUUAGUGAGAAAAUCUGGGUAUCCAUUAUCAUCGCAAUACUUGCCUUGAUGCAAUGCGGGACGGGGAUAUACUCCGGUGUGUUUGCUCACCAAAUUGGAGUGUUCUCACAAGUGCAAGAACGUGCAUAUCGAACGACAACUGUCUGGCUGGGCGGAACAGCUCUCUGUGAUGUGAUUCUCGCCGCGAGCAUGAUAUACUAUCUGUAUAAAUCAAGUACGGGCUUCCGUGGGACUGCAACUUUGCUGACGAAAUUUAUCCGGGUCACUGUCGAAACUGGGCUGACCUGUGCGACGUUUGCGAUAUUGGACCUCGCACUGUUCCUCGCAUUCCAGCAGAACAAUUACCAUCUUGCGCCUAGUAUCGCCCUGAGCAAGUUGUAUUCUAAUAGUCUACUUGUGGUGUUCAACGCCCGAGUUCGCAUCGUUGGCGGUCGUAAUCCUGACCACUCCACCCCUUCCGCUAAUACACUUAGUGCGGAAGAUGCGUCAAGAUUUUUCAGCCGACAAUAUCGAAGCAAGCAGAGUUCUGGAGGCAUAUCUUUCAGCAUGUCGCAGAAUCAAACCGUUGAUGGCAUGAGCGAUCUGGAGUCUGGCAGCAUCCCCAUGACAGACAGCAUGAAAUUCGUGCGUAGUUCUAGUGACCUCAAUCCACCCAGAUAUGACAACAAAACGGCGCAUUUUGAUUUAUGAGGUCGCCGGUUGAAACUUUUCUGAUUCUUGACAUCCUUUCGAGUAUGUGGCUCUAGAUUGAUCCGCCUGUGACUUACUCUAUGAUACCAAUGUACUCAACUCCUGGUCGGUUGUUUGUAUUGCCAAACGGACUUAGUUUCCCUUCGGAACUUACUUAUCUUUAUUGUAUGAAACGUGUGUGCUUGCCUUGGCCUCCGUUCCCUCACUUUACACUCGUUGUACAUUGUACAUCUGUCAUUCACUCGUACCACGGUUGCCUUAGACUAAUGUCCUAUGGUCCGCGGUAUGCAUGUUGAUACAU